Messenger RNA from Drosophila melanogaster (fruit fly), 762 nucleotides. RefSeq names its product NADH dehydrogenase (ubiquinone) B14.5 B subunit (gene ND-B14.5B). The transcript has 3 exons. Gene Ontology annotation, cellular component: mitochondrial inner membrane. The record is from RefSeq and is marked reviewed. The coding region runs from base 165 to 515 and encodes 116 amino acids. Lineage: Eukaryota; Metazoa; Arthropoda; Insecta; Diptera; Drosophilidae. Gene Ontology annotation, biological process: mitochondrial electron transport, NADH to ubiquinone.
UGCAAUACGUGUUUGUUUAUAUUAUUUAAAUUAUAUACAACUUACGUUUUAAAUAAUCGUUACGGAACUAGUUCAGUUCGCACGCUAUCGAUAGCUGAGAGUUCUGCCAGUGACAUCGCUAACUGCGUUAGUUGCCCACCGCUAUUGUUUUUCAUCCUAUCAACAUGAGUGCCGUGAACGAUCCGCUGGAACUUUUGACGAACAAGGGCACCCACGAGCCUUCUUUCCUCUCGCCGAUAUGGAAUCCGAUUGCCUGCGGUGUGGCCGGCGUGGGCGCGGCCAUUUUCAUCAACUGGGGCUUCCGUAAGCCCGUGUUUUCCGGCAUCCAGAAGCACAUCGCCUUCGGAGCUAUCGGCGUCGGCGCAGGAGCUUAUUUCGAUCAGAAGAGGAACGAGUACCUGGCCAAAAGGGACGCCGUCCUCCGGCACUACAUCGAACUGCAUCCCGACGAUUUCCCGGUGAAGGAACGCAAGACCUAUGGCCAAGUGCUGGAGAGUUGGGUGCCAGUGCGCUAAGUGGAUCUAAAUCUUUGUUGUCAAACGAACGAUGGAAGUAGUUAAUAAAACAGCUUUAAUUGUAAAACAUAUGAACACGAAAAUGGAGCAAAUGGAUUGGGCAUUCUAUGGUUUUUUAUUCGAAAGGAAUUGCAUGCAUAUUAUGGACUUACAGCAUAUUGGCAUAAUGUUAUGGUUUAAAUUGAUGGAAUGUACCUAGGGCUUACAUUUUUCGCAACUAUUUAGUUUUGAAAUAAAUUUGUUAAGC